AUGAUAGAAUUGCAGGCAACGCACCACCCAGAUCUUCGUCAAGAUGUUCUUGUAAAAGACGAAUACCACUUUCUAAGCGUCUCUGGAAUUGGAACGAUUACGGUGUACGACACCUUUGACUGCACCUUUGAAUGUCUCAGCAAUCCUUCAUGUUUGUCUCUGAAUCUGGCCGCCUCCAAAAGAGCCGAUCGAAAACUUUGGUGCGAAUUGUUGACUUCGAAUAAAGACAUCAACCCAGAUGCGUACAAAGAAAACAAGACUUCACAUCACUUUUCCAUGAAGGUGCGAAUUGAGUUUUAGCUAAAAGCGUUAGUUUUAUUAAUAAUCCUGUCGUCUCAGAUAAAAAUCUCAGCAGAUUAAUUUGAUCUCAGGAUGCGAGAGUAUGUGCAGGAAGCAUUCGAAGGUUCUGGUAGCGGAAAGAACUUAAGAGCUCAAAGAGGGUAAAACCGGUUGUUUUUGUUUUUGUCUUUUUUUUAACGUAUUAUGAUGAUGAAUUAUAAGACAAUUCUUGUAUUUUCAUUUAGUGGUAUAUCGUGGGCAGUGACCUUUUUUUGCCCCUCCAGCGGCAGACAACAAAUUGCCUGCGCCGCAGACUCACUGAACCUUGUGUAUAGUGCGUCUGCGAACCAGCACACAAUACCGUGUUCGAACCCGCAGAGUCGCAAGGACUUGUAUCGGCUUUUUUGAUUGGCUAGUUUGUUACGCAGUUCGUGAUACUGAUAGUUCGUGACAAGGGAGAUUGAGCUCGUGAUAGUGUGAAACCUGACCUUGGAGUCUGCUUGAAAAACGGAACUUUUCCUUGCUCUCUUUUUGAGUAGUUUAUGCAGUGCCAUAUUCAAUAUUAUAUAAAGAAAAUUCUAGGCAACAUUUGCUACUCCGAAUACAGAUAUUUUACAGAAAACAGUCAUGGGUGACCCUUAUUCUACACUUUGACUGAGCAAAUUUUUUUGCCGCUUUGAGUCUCACACUUAGAGGUUAUGAAGCUGGUCUGUUCCAUGCAUAUUGAGUAAUUAGUUCCUGUGGGUUAUGUUUCUGCAGAUGUUUUCUGACAGGAUUUGAUCACAGAUGCAGUUUACCAUGCACCAUUAAAUGAUCUUGUUCAGUACCUCUGUUUGAGCUUUUGUUAUUGCGGCUAAAUAACCUUAGUUUCUUUGGUUUGCUACGAAAUGCCUGGACCUGAAUAGCUACAUGUGUGUAAGUGUUUUUGGCCGUGACUAUCAUUUCCUGAUUUGAUUUGACGCGAGGUCUAUUAGCUAGAUUGCAGGAAUACGCGGCAGUGCAUCUGCAGCGAUUGGAAGAGGCUGGAAAACCAAUCCGAAAAUUUUCAAGCAAAUUCUGGCGUUGAAGAAAUUUUCUCAAAGCCUUUUUUCUGUUCAGAAGAAGGCUUUUAAGUUCGAACUGCUCUUUCAUUGUUUACUGUAAACGAUCCUUGCCAACUACCUUCUGUGAAUUUUGACAUGUCACUGCGCCCAACAGUCACGCACACGUAAGAAUUAGGCCAAACGUGAGGCGAAUAAGAAACUCGCCUAUCAGAAACGUUCACAUAAUUAUGUUCUUGCUACUCUGCAGGAUAUUAGAACGAGCUUUAAUUUUGCGCACUAAUUCGUAAACGGACUCUAGAGGAAAAUGGUUAGACGAAUGCAUGGGCCGGAUAUAACACAUAAAGGCCGGCAAACAUAUAUUUUAUUCACUCUUCAUCUCGUAGAGAGAUAAGUCUUAGAUUGGGAAACUGAACGGAAAGUAGAUAAAAGCCGGUUCCCACUAGUGUAAACUGUUGCAAACAAAAUGCAUAGUCGCCUGUUUUGUCUCUUCCAGGGCAGAUUCCGUCCGACAUCCUGCGUCGAAUAUGGGCAGCAAGAUGCCUCCGAAGAUGGCUUUUAUAAGAUCUAUGACGACGGCGGAAACAGUUUCCCAGCCUACUGUGAUCUUAAAUCCGAGCCCGGUACUGCAAAACCCUGGUCAUGUCUUGGAGUAGAGAGAAUCGCCGUAUUUCUGCGUUUUACAACACUCCACUUAACCGCAAUGACCCAGAAAACGAGAACUCCCCGAACUGGGAUCGUUACCGGUUAA
Messenger RNA from Porites lobata, 2070 nucleotides. The record is from the annotation of a GenBank genome assembly. Lineage: Eukaryota; Metazoa; Cnidaria; Anthozoa; Scleractinia; Poritidae.